AUGGCAGAUUUAACCAACUGCGCAUCUAUUGUUGCUACUGUAGAAUCUCUUACUAAUAAUGAAAAAGUUAAAACUUCACGUACUACUCCUCGUGACAUUAGUGAAGUUGGUUGGAUAUUUGUUCAAGAAUAUUACACCUUUUUACAUAAAGAACCCAAUCGACUUCAUUGUUUUUACGGUCAAGCUUCUCAUUUUAUUCAUGGAAGUGAGGGUGAACAAGUAAGAACUCUGAUUGGUGAAAAGGAAAUCAACGAGAAAAUUAAAUCAUUAAAUUUUAAUAAUUGUAAGGUUGCUGUGACAAAUGUCGAUUGUCAAGCUUCAAAAGAUGAUGGAAUUCUUAUUCAAGUCUUGGGAUUGAUGAGUAAUCAUGAUGAGCCGCCUAGAAAAUUUGCUCAGACAUUUUUCCUUGCAACACAACCCAACGGAUAUUAUGUUUUAAAUGAUAUUAUUAGAUUCUUAAAUGAUGAUGACGAAGAGGAUGAGAACAGCGAAUUUGAUAAAGAUGCAGUUGAUGAAAUUGUAAACAAUGAUAAUGAUAAUAUUUGUUUAGAUGUUAAAACUUCUGCUUCACAAAAACUCGCCAAAGAUGAUGAUUCUUAUUCAGCAUCUCCCACAGAAACUUUGGUCAACGAACAUAUCAUCGCCAAUAUUAAAACUAACGGCUCAGAGCAUAUUAAUAAUAAACUCAAUGUCUCUGAAGAUUCUACCAGUAUUAAAUCUAAUAUCUCAAAAGAACUUGUUAAUAUUAAACCUAAUGUCUUGGAAGAGCCUAUCAAUAAAACUAAUGUCUCUGAAGAAUCUAUUGCCAUCACUACUACUCAUAAAGGUACUCUUGAUUCUAUCACUGAAGGAUCUGCCAUUGCCUCCAUUUCUGUCACUAAAAAAUCAGAAAUUACUCAUUCUAAUACUAAUUCUCCUGUUGGUACAUCAUCACCAUCUGUUACUACAAAUGUUACCAAAUCAGUAGCAGGAACUUUAGCUGAUCAAAUUAAUCAUACUAAUUUGCAAACUAAUCUCAACAAUCAAGAUGUUAAUUCUCUUGUUGCACAUCCUUCAACAACACCUUCAUCCGUUGUAAUAAAUGGUAAUUCUACAUCAGAAAAAAAUCACAUUGUUAAUCAAGAAAAUGUCGCCCAACCUAACAAUAAUAACAAUCAAUUAUCAGUAGCAGAAACUCCAGUUGAUCAAAUUAAUCUUAUCGGCACCACUAAUAAUCAAGUUUCUAAAUCACCUGUCGUAAAACCUUCAACAUCGCCGCCUGUUGUCACAAAUGGUCAUUUAGCAACAGUAGAACAACAUGCUAAUCAUCCAUUUACUAUCACCAAAUCAAUUACUAAACCUCAAACUUCUCCUACACUCGAUAUUGCUCAAAGAGAUAAUAAAUUGUUAUCACAACAAAAAUCUCAAAAACUACAACAACCGUUCAUCAAAAAACAACCCUCGCCUGUUAUAAAUGAUCAUCAAGCUGUCUCUCCCAAUCAGAAAUCUGCUCAAACUCAAGAUUAUUCAUUAAUAAAUGCUAAAACAACUUCUUCUAUUCAACAAAAGCCUAAUAAGGGUCAAACCAUCACUCAAAUUACAGCUGAAAUUCCUGCUCAAUUUAAUAAUGACGAACAAACAACUGCUUCUAAUGCCAACGAUAAUAAUGUUCAAAAUGAACCUGUUACAUUAGAAAAAAAAAUCAGUACAGAAACUGCUGCUUCUGCUAGUAAUACAGCACUUUCAAUUUAUGUUAGAGGUGUUAAAACUGGAAUGAAUUAUGAUUUAUUGAAGGGUAAAUUUUCAAGUUUUGGUGGUGUCAAACAUCUUGAUGUUGUUCCUACAAGAUAUUACCCAGCUGUUAAAUUACAUUCACUAGACAUCUUUGCUAUUAAUAAUAAUCCUCUGCUUAAUGGUAAUCCCGCCUCCUUUAAUCCUAAUACCUAA
Messenger RNA from Entrophospora sp. SA101, 1926 nucleotides. NCBI's taxonomy places the organism in Eukaryota, Fungi, Glomeromycota, Glomeromycetes, Entrophosporales, Entrophosporaceae. The record is from the annotation of a GenBank genome assembly.